Molecule: messenger RNA, 1929 nt
Organism: Trichomonas vaginalis G3
Lineage: Eukaryota; Parabasalia; Trichomonadida; Trichomonadidae
Product: bifunctional inhibitor/lipid-transfer protein/seed storage 2s albumin superfamily protein family
Exons: 1
Coding region: 1-1929 (642 amino acids)
Source: RefSeq, a predicted model, not a curated record
AUGACAGAAUUUGAAACUCCAAUGUAUUCUCCUUUAGAAACUGUUUUUGAAACUCCUUAUUUAACUGAAUCUGAAACACCUUAUUUAACUGAGUUUGAAACUCCAUUUGAUACUCCAUACAUCACAGAUGUCGAUGCACCAUUUAGAACAAUGGAUGAAACACCAUUUGAAACUGAGUAUGAGACUCCUUACUUAACUGAAGCAGAAACACCUGUUAAUACUCCUUAUUUAACUGAAUUUGAAACCCCAUAUUUAACUGAAUAUGAAACUCCUUAUUUAACUGAAGCAGAAACACCAUUCUUAACCGAGUUUGAAACUCCAUACUUAACAGAAUCAGAAACUCCUUUUGAAACGGUAUUUGAAACCUUUGCACAGACUCCUGUCGAAACGGUUGAAGGACAACCUGAUGCAACAAAUGCAGAAACAGCAUAUGAAACUCCUUUUGAAACUGCUGUUGAUACUCCAGUUAUUACACCAUUCGAAUCAGUAUUUGAAACUGCAUUUGAGACAAUGCAUCAAACUCCAUUUGAAACAGUUUUCGAAACAGCAUUUGAAACUCCAUUCGAAACAAACUAUGAAACACCUUUUGUUACUCCUUCAGAAUCAGAACCCAGUACAGAAGAACCAUUCGAAACACCACUUGAGACAGCAUUCCAAACAGCAUUUGAAACUCCAAUUGAAACGGUAUUUGAAACAAUGCAUUCAACACCUUUCAUCACUGCUUUUGAAACAGUUUUCGAAACAGCAUUUGAAACUCCAUUCGAAACAAACUAUGAAACACCUUUUGUUACUCCUUCAGAAUCAGAACCCAGUACAGAAGAACCAUUCGAAACACCACUUGAGACAGCAUUCCAAACAGCAUUUGAAACUCCAAUUGAAACGGUAUUUGAAACAAUGCAUUCAACACCUUUCAUCACUGCUUUUGAAACAGUUUUCGAAACAGCAUUUGAAACUCCAUUCGAAACAAACUAUGAAACACCUUUUGUUACUCCUUCAGAAUCAGAACCCAGUACAGAAGAACCAUUCGAAACACCACUUGAGACAGCAUUCCAAACAGCAUUUGAAACUCCAAUUGAAACGGUAUUUGAAACAAUGCAUUCAACACCUUUCAUCACUGCUUUUGAAACAGUUUUCGAAACAGCAUUUGAAACUCCAUUCGAAACAAACUAUGAAACACCUUUUGUUACUCCUUCUGAAAGUAGUAUUGACAAUCCUUCAGAACCAAGUACAGAAAUUCCAUUCGAAACUCCAUUUGAAUCAGCAUUUCAAACCGCAUUUGAAACUCCAUUUAUUACUGAGCAUGUAACACCAAAUGAAACUCCAUUUAUUACUCAGCACGAAACUCCAGUUGGAACACCUUUCGAAACAAUGUAUUUGACACCAUUUGAAACAUUUGCUAUAACUCCUAGUGAAACGGCAGAAAUAAUUGUAAUACCACCAGGAGAAAAUCAAACAUCAGAAUCAUCAAAUCUAGAAGAAUCAUCAACAAAAUCAUCAAAUCCAGAAAAUCCAACAUCAGAACCAUCAAAUCCAGAAAAUUCAACACCAGAACCAUCAAAGCCGGAAGAAUCAAGUUCGAGUAAAGAUGAAACAAGCGAAUCACAAGAUACCACUAAAACAUCAUCUAGUAAGAGUAGUUGGGUAUAUAUAGUUGUUGGAGUUGUUUUGGUUAUUGCAAUUGUUGUUGGUGUUGCUGUUUUCUUAGUUUUAAGAAAUAGAAAGAGUGAUCCUGUUCAAUUCUCAUCUGAUACAGCAGAAAUUGAAAAUGAUCAACCAGAAACUCAAAUUAUUACUACAAAUACAACCGGAGAAGAAUUGGAAACACAAAUUGAUUACAAUACAAAUAUGUUCCGUACAGAAACAGAUGAUAUUUUCCAGCCUGGUGAAAACAAUGAUGAAGAGCCAGAAGAAAAUGUAAUAUACUUAUAA